AUGCGCAUGCGACAUCCCGCGUUGGGCCAGCCCGCCUGCAGAGCGCUGACAAUUCGGUUCGCCACACUGCCCGGACCCAAAAUCCCGUGGCAAGGCGGCGGUGAGACAGAGGAAGCGAUGUCCUGGCUGGAGGCUCCCUCGGCUGAUGAAGCAGAAUCGGAAGACUUCACGAAGGUCGCUCAGAAUUCCUUGGAGGAAGAUGUGGACAAUGCGGAAGAUCUCUUCGGGGCAUCCUACUUUGAUGAGGCAAAGUGCCGUGCAGUCACCCACGAGCCAGAUCCCGAAGUGCGCCCGGCCAAGCGGUUGCGACACGAGUUGCAGCUGCGUGAGGAGGCUCUCGGCUCCGGAGCAGUCACCAACGCCGCGUCCACGGUGGCAGAGGCAAGUGCAGAGCCAAGCGAGAUGCAGGUCGAGGUGGAGGUGGAGGAGGCGGUGGAGGAGGUGGAGGUGGAGGAGGAGCAGGAGGAAGAAGAAGAAGAUGGGCUGGAGGAAGAUCCAGCGCAUAAGCUGCGGAGCCAGGACGUGGAUGAAGGCAAAGGGCCACCUCCGGACGAAGCAGUCGAUCUUGAAGGCUGCAGUGGGAGCCAGAGCUGCGAGACCGGACUUGCUUGUCGACCUUCUGAUGCCCCUGUGUUCACUGGCCGUGGUUACGAAACCAGCGGAUCUCUGACAAGACCACCUUCGCCAAUGGAGGGCCCGAGAGAUGCAAGCGACUGCCCAAGCGAAGGGCCAACGAAUGUCAAAGAGGCUUCCAGAGCUCUGCAGGUCCUGGACGACACUUCUCAGGUCGCACGGCCCACUGUGCCUCAGGUAGAAGCCGACGAAGGGCGCGACUCUGGCAUGCCGGUCGACUCUCAGCCGGUGGCGCCCGACAUAACGCUCGCGAAGGAUUCAAAGAAGUCGGAAGCUGGGUGCUCACAAGGACUGAUGCCUCAAAGUGCUGCCAAAGAUGCAGCAGAUUCGCCGCAGACAGGCGAGGUAACAAGCAAGCCACCGCUGAUCAAUCCUGUGGCCGAGGUGGCCGAGGCUGCCGCCAGAACAGCAGCUGCCGCAGCCGCAUCGCAGAUGGCACCAAAGCCGGGCAGCAUUUCUGCCAGUGCUUCAUCGACCGAUGGCGUGUGGUGCAAUACGCACUUUCAGUACCGCUGGCGGUGUCGGCAGGAUGGUGUCUCUGACGCUUGUGAGGCGUCGACACCUCAACCAUCGAGUUCUUCAGGUUCUAAAGGCAAAGCAACAAAAGGCAAAGGGAAAGGCAGUGGAGGAGGUGAAGAAGCUACGCUCGGAGAUGAUGAGCUUGAGGAGCUGGAGUUCCAGCGCCUAGCCGCGGAGCUCGAAGAUGAGCAUCGCGAGCUUAGGGCAGAGGCCCGGCGUGCAAAGCGAGGUGCAGAUGUUGUGACGCCGGAGAUGCAGGCUGAUGUGGAAGCAUUGCUCGAAGCCCUUGGAAUUCCAUACGUGCAUGCGCCAGCAGAGGCUGAGGCGCAGUGUGCAUUUUUGGCUGAGGCUCGGCUCGUGGAUGCCGUGGCCUCUGAUGAUUCAGACGUGUUGGUAUUCGGAGCCCGCGAAGUGUACAGGCGGCUGUUCUCCGAGGACCAACUCGUCGAGUGUUACAGUGCUGCGCGUUUGGAGUCCUGCCUGGGUCUCCUGCAAGACCACCUCGUGGUACUUGCGAUGCUCCUGGGGUGCGACUAUACGCUUGGCGUCCAUGGUGUGGGCAUUGUGAACGGGUUGGAGAUUGUCCGUGCUUUCUCGCCGGGCAGGGAUAUGGCCAACACGGAGGCUUGGCUCCAACACCUCAAAAACUUCCGCACUUGGUCGCAGAAUGUGGCCAACUGGGGCGAGGAAAGUGCCGGAGUCGUGGCUGCAGAUGGCAAGUCCGUCGCCGAGUUCAAGCGCAAGCACACCAAUUUUCGCACGCAGUGGUCAUUUCCGGAUGAUUUUCCUUCUGCUGCUGUCAUCGACGCCUUCCAUCGUCCUGAGGUUGACCGUAGCUUGGAGCCUUUCACCUGGGCCCAAGUUGAUCUUCGACGCGCUGCAGUUCUGCUGCAGAAGGCCUGCGAUCUUUCAGAGGAGAAGAUCUUGGAGCGCCUCGAGCCAGCUGUGCGACGGUACGAGGAUAGCCUCCGCCAGCCGCGGAUCACGGAGUACAUGGUACCAGGCGAUGCCGGGCAAGUGGCGGUGGUCCGAUCAAGCCGGAUGCAAAGGGCAUUGCGUGGGCUCCGUGGUGAGUCGCCCGAGCCCGACAACGCGGAGGCUGCAGAGGCUGCGAAUGCCGCUGAGGUGGAGGCCGAAGGCCCCCAACGACGCAGGCGAAGGCGAGCCGCGGACGCGGAGGAGGCAGCAGCACCCCGUGCCCGGGGCCGUGGCCGUGGGCGAGGACGCGCUCGACAGGGCAGAGCUUCGGCUGCCUUCGCAUCACUUGGCGGUGCAGCAAGUGCCCACAUUGAACUGGACGACAGCGAGUGA
Symbiodinium natans is the source of this 2463-nucleotide messenger RNA. The record is from the annotation of a GenBank genome assembly. Lineage: Eukaryota; Dinophyceae; Suessiales; Symbiodiniaceae.